Messenger RNA from Castor canadensis (American beaver), 3017 nucleotides. RefSeq names its product transient receptor potential cation channel subfamily C member 4 associated protein (gene Trpc4ap). NCBI's taxonomy places the organism in Eukaryota, Metazoa, Chordata, Mammalia, Rodentia, Castoridae. The record is from RefSeq and is a predicted model, not a curated record. Gene Ontology annotation, cellular component: Cul4A-RING E3 ubiquitin ligase complex. Gene Ontology annotation, molecular function: phosphatase binding. Gene Ontology annotation, biological process: ubiquitin-dependent protein catabolic process.
UCCGCCGCCCCGUAGAAAUCUACGCGGCCCCGGGGCCGCUUGCUUCCUGUUUGUCGGACGAGGAGACAUGGCGGCGGCGCCGGCGGCUGGUGCUGGGGCCGGCCGAGGGAGACGGUCGGCAGCUACGGUGGCAGCGUGGGGCGGAUGGGGCGGCCGCCCUCGGCCCGGAAACAUUCUGCUGCAGCUGCGGCAGGGCCAGCUGACCGGCCGGGGUCUGGUCCGGGCGGUGCAGUUCACUGAGAGUUUUUUGACUGAGAGAGACAAACAGUCCAAAUGGAGUGGAAUUCCUCAGUUGCUCCUUAAGCUAUAUGCCACCAGCCACCUCCACAGUGACUUCAUUGAAUGCCAAAAUAUCCUUAAGGAAAUUUCUCCUCUUCUCUCUAUGGAGGCUAUGGCAUUUGUAACUGAAGAUAGGAAACUUACUCAAGAAACCACUUAUCCAAAUACUUACAUUUUUGACUUGUUUGGAGGUGUUGAUCUCCUUGUAGAAAUUCUUAUGAGGCCUACAAUCUCUACCCGGGGACAGAAACUAAAAAUAAGUGAUGAAAUGUCCAAGGACUGCUUGAGCAUUCUGUAUAAUACCUGUGUUUGCACGGAGGGAGUUACAAAGCGCUUGGCAGAAAAGAAUGAUUUUGUGAUCUUCCUGUUUACACUGAUGACAAGUAAGAAAACGUUCUUACAAACAGCAACCCUCAUUGAAGAUAUUUUGGGUGUUAAAAAGGAAAUGAUACGACUAGAUGAAGUUCCCAAUCUGAGUUCCUUAGUAUCCAAUUUUGAUCAGCAACAGCUUGCUAAUUUCUGCCGGAUUCUGGCUGUCACCAUUUCAGAGAUGGAUACAGGCAAUGAUGACAAGCACACUCUUCUUGCCAAAAAUGCUCAGCAGAAGAAAAGCUUGAGUUUGGGGCCUUCUGCAGCUGAAAUCAACCAAGCGGCCCUUCUCAGCAUUCCUGGCUUUGUUGAGCGACUUUGCAAACUGGCAACUCGAAAGGUGUCAGAGUCAACAGGCACAGCCAGCUUCCUUCAGGAGUUGGAGGAGUGGUACACAUGGCUAGACAAUGCUUUGGUGCUAGACGCCCUGAUGCGAGUGGCCAAUGAGGAGUCUGAACACAGUCAAGCCUCUACUGUGUUCCCUACUCCAGGCACCUCUGAGGAAAAUGGGCUGCCGCACACUUCAGCCAGAACCCAGCUGCCCCAAUCGAUGAAGAUUAUGCACGAGAUCAUGUACAAACUGGAAGUGCUCUAUGUCCUCUGUGUACUGCUGAUGGGGCGUCAGCGAAACCAGGUCCACAGGAUGAUUGCCGAGUUCAAGCUGAUCCCUGGACUCAAUAAUUUGUUUGACAAGCUGAUUUGGAGGAAACAUUCAGCAUCUGCCCUUGUCCUCCAUGGUCACAACCAGAACUGUGACUGCAGCCCUGACAUCACCUUAAAGAUCCAGUUUUUGAGGCUUCUCCAGAGUUUCAGCGACCACCACGAGAAUAAGUAUCUGCUACUCAACAACCAGGAACUGAAUGAACUCAGUGCCAUCUCUCUCAAGGCAAACAUCCCUGAGGUGGAAGCUGUCCUCAAUACUGACAGGAGUUUGGUGUGUGAUGGGAAGAGGGGCUUAUUAACUCGACUGCUGCAAGUCAUGAAGAAGGAACCAGCAGAGUCAUCUUUCAGGUUUUGGCAAGCCCGGGCUGUGGAGAGUUUCCUUCGAGGGACCACCUCCUAUGCAGACCAGAUGUUCCUGCUGAAGCGAGGCCUUCUGGAGCACAUCCUAUACUGCAUUGUGGACAGCGAGUGCAAAUCAAGGGAUGUGCUUCAGAGCUACUUCGACCUCCUAGGGGAGCUGAUGAAGUUUAACGUUGAUGCAUUCAAGAGAUUCAAUAAAUACAUCAACACUGAUGCAAAGUUCCAGGUGUUCCUCAAGCAGAUUAACAGCUCUCUGGUGGACUCCAACAUGCUGGUGCGCUGUGUCACUCUGUCAUUGGACCGAUUUGAAAACCAAGUGGACAUGAAAGUGGCUGAGGUCCUAUCAGAGUGCCGCCUGCUUGCCUAUAUAUCCCAGGUUCCCACACAGAUGUCCUUCCUCUUCCGCCUCAUCAACAUCAUCCACGUGCAGACACUGACCCAGGAGAAUGUCAGCUGUCUCAACACUAGCUUGGUGAUCCUGAUGCUGGCCCGGCGGAAAGAGAGGCUGCCUUUAUACCUGCGGCUCUUGCAGCGGAUGGAACACAGCAAGAAGUAUCCUGGUUUCCUGCUCAACAACUUCCACAACCUGCUGCGCUUUUGGCAGCAGCAUUACCUGCACAAGGACAAGGACAGCACCUGCCUGGAGAAUAGCUCCUGUAUCAGCUUCUCAUACUGGAAGGAGACAGUGUCCAUCCUGUUAAACCCAGACCGUCAGUCACCUUCUGCCCUGGUCAGCUAUAUCGAGGAGCCCUACAUGGACAUAGACAGGGACUUCACUGAGGAGUGAUCUUGGGCCAGGCCACGGGAGGCUGCCGGGCCAGGGCCAUUGCGGGUGAGCGUGGGUACAUGUGCCACACGCCCUGCCCGUUUCCAUCCCUCCCUGCCUCCCUUCUGAUCUCUACCUGCCCCAGGUCUUCAGGUACAGACUCAGUGGGAGAAACAUCCUGGAGGCUCUCAUCCCGAGUCUGAGGGCCCAGGACAUUGGGGGGUUUCGUUCCCUCAUCAUCCCGAGUCUGAGGGCCCAGGACAUUGGGGGGUUUCGUUCCCUCAUCAUCCCCUGAUGUGAACGGGGCAGUGUGCCACCCUUCCCUCAGAAUUUUGGGGCUCUGGACCGUUCAACGGAAAGAGACUUAGGAAAAUAGCUCUGUCUGAGCUCCUGCCCGGUCUUUUGGCUGUCCGUCCUGGGGGGGGAGGAAGAAGUGGCCCCUAUCUGUGAGCUGAGCCUCCCUAGUCUCUGGGCCCAGGCACAGGCUCCUGAGCCCCGGGCAGGGGUGCAGAAUGCUGCCUUCCCUCAGGCCUGCCCAUCUCUCCUCCCUCCUCCUCCUCCCUCCUCCUCCUCCUCCUCC